UAAACCCAACUUCCCACAAUGCUUUGCGUCCCCUACGGCUGCGGCUGCGUCAUUUAAGCUACGGAAAUCUGCCUCUGAACAACCAAACACGGAUGUUUUAACAUCAGUUAAUAAUGGAGUUGGAACAGCCAAAAGAAGACUGCGCUACAGCCCUGUCAACAUCUACACCUCCGUCUCAGUCAAAGAAGCCAAACCAGGCCCUGUAUGUCCCCAAGAAAGGACCUCAUGACUCCAAAGACAAAGCUCAAACUCAGGGAGAAGGCAAACCAAGACCCAGGCCCCGCUACACAGACAAGGCGAGGAAAAACGCCAGAAACAAGAAGGACAAAGCCGGAGCAGCGGCGGCAUCUGUAGGAGGAGAAGGUGAGGACUGCAAGCCUGCUGUUGGGGACGAGCGGUUAGGAGAUACAGAUGUUCAGGUUAAUGGGCAACCUGAUUUAACCGGUGUGGAGGAAGAUGGUGCAUCACGACUGGAGGCAGCCUCCCUUGAGGAAGAAAAGGGAGAAGAGGAGAGUUGGGACACCUUGUUCAAUGAUGAUGGAGACUGUCUGGAUCCCCACCUGCUGGAAGAGCUGGCUUUGGAGGAGGGAAAUAAGAAGGAGUCACUCCAGGAGCCCAGGUUUGAUUAUUACAACAUGGACCGGUAUGGUGAUGACGAGGAAGACAUCGACCUCACAGAGGACGAACUUUCUCACAUUGUGGAGAUCUACGACUUCCCUACCGAGUUCAAGACCGAGGACCUUCUCAAAUUAUUUCAGUCCUACCAACAAAGAGGCUUUGACCUCCAGUGGGUUGAUGACACCCAUGCCCUGGGCCUCUUCUCAAGCCCCAUAGCAGCUCGAGAGGCUUUGAGAUCCAAAAAUCCUCUGAUGAAGCUGCGUCCACUUUCCAAAUCCUCCGCUGCUACGAAGGCCAAAGCCCGAAGCAUCUCAGACUACCUCCUGCCAGCCAAAGAGAGACCUCAGACGAGUGCAGCAUUAGCUCGCAAGCUUGUGAUUGGUGCACUUGGUGUGAAGAGCAAUUUGUCGAAGGAGCAGCGUGAUGCAGAGAAGAAGAAACUCCAAGAUGCGAGAGAUCAAAAACGCCUUGCAGCUAGGCAGAAAGAAGAUGCUUGGGAGGGGAAGUGACCGGACAGAAAACUACCCCCGGCUGUGAUUUUUUUUUUUUUUUUUUAAAGUCCUUGAUUCAGCAAAGUGAUGACCUCUCUCUCUGUGUCCUCCCCUGAUCUGUUUUUCUCAACUGGCCACUCCUUUUCGAAACCUCCACACUUCCCAGAAAUAGAUUCCCACAAGUUUCCCUUCUUUCUGCAACAAUCCUUCAACAACUAUAGUUGAACUUCUCAUCUUUCACUGUCCACACCAGAUAUCAGGUUCAUGAGUUAAGAAUGUGCUACUAUAAUUGUAUGCUCAUAUUUGUCCAUGAAGGGACUGUUGCCUCAGGGCCAUCGCUAACACCACAUCACCUCUUAUUCUUCCUAAUAUCCUAACAAGUCUGUAGGGAAGCAGUGAGUAAUUCAUUGUAAAGGGUCAAACAUUCUUUAUUAUCGAACAGUUGUCAUCCUUAUUUGUCCUUAGAUUUUUAUUAUUCCUUUUUAAAGUAAUGGCGCAAACAAAUGUACCUGUUUAUGUGGUGGCGGAAAGGCUUUCUUUUGAAGUUAUAUUAAAUCAAGUAAGAUCACACCAUACAUCCUUCUACUCUACAUGGAGACAACUAUACCUGAACAGAAGGGGAGGGGGUGCCAUUACAUUUGAACUCCAGCUUUUAAAUUUGGUAGUUUGUGGUCUUAAAGUGGAUGCUAAGUGACAGAAAUAAUUUCUUGAAUAAUGUUGAAAACAUGAAGUAAUAGCGAUCAAAGCACUGGUUCAACUCAGAGGUGUUUUAUCCUGGCAUUAAUUAUCUGUUGGACACAUUCUACAGCACUGUGUUCAUCACAGGUCAUUCGCAUGCAACAUUUCAAACAUUAAUAUAGCAGUACUCAAAUACAUCUUAGUAAAUAUAUAUCCUUAGGUAAUGACUGAGUGAAGUUAAACGCCCUCCUGGCUGCUUGUUCUGAGCUCUGUGUUCACACUGACUGGACGACACUUCCUUCAGCUUGUUAAUGUUUCACUCAGAGGCUCAGCCAUGUUUCAUACAUGUUUUUAUUUUUUGCAUGUUAUCGUUUUUUCUGUCUAACCGUUAACCCUGCCACCACGUGGGGGAAGAGAGAUAGC
Messenger RNA from Labrus bergylta (ballan wrasse), 2210 nucleotides. The record is from RefSeq and is a predicted model, not a curated record. Lineage: Eukaryota; Metazoa; Chordata; Actinopteri; Labriformes; Labridae.